AGAAACUUUACAUUCUUUUCUUCGAGAUCCAGCGUGAGAGUUUCAGAAGAAGAGAAAAGAGUCCUCUGAGAUGGCCCGUACCAAGCAAACCGCCCGUAAGUCAACUGGUGGAAAAGCUCCCAGGAAGCAGCUUGCAACCAAGGCUGCACGUAAGUCUGCACCAACCACUGGUGGAGUGAAGAAACCACAUCGCUAUCGUCCUGGAACUGUUGCUCUUCGUGAGAUUAGGAAGUACCAGAAGAGUACCGAGCUUCUGAUCAGGAAGCUUCCUUUCCAGAGGUUGGUUCGUGAAAUUGCUCAAGACUUCAAGACUGACCUGCGUUUCCAGAGCCAUGCUGUGCUUGCGUUGCAAGAAGCUGCAGAGGCAUACCUUGUUGGUCUCUUUGAGGACACCAACUUGUGUGCCAUCCACGCUAAGCGUGUAACAAUUAUGCCAAAGGAUAUCCAGCUUGCAAGAAGGAUUCGUGGCGAGCGCGCUUGAGGUGGUAGAUUUGUGGUUGUGAUGAUGGGUGGCUGCGGUUGGUGUUUUGUUACUCAGAUUUCUUUUAAUUUGAAAAGAUAGGUUGUUAGGGAGUAGGUGUUUACUGGUAGUCACAUUAAUUGUGAUAGGCAAAUACUACUAAGGGUUUGUGAAGGACUUUUUUUAGAAGUUGGGCAUGUAAUUGAUUUUUUUGAGUUUUGGAUCCGUCAAAUUGUUUCUCGUUUUCCCUAUGGAUGUGCAGCCACUUGGGAACUGUAUUGGACAACUUUUUGUUGCCAUCUAAUCUAAAGUCUAGCUAGCUUAUUGUUUGCGUUAA
Molecule: messenger RNA, 797 nt
Organism: Abrus precatorius (Indian licorice)
Lineage: Eukaryota; Viridiplantae; Streptophyta; Magnoliopsida; Fabales; Fabaceae
Product: histone H3.3
Exons: 5
Coding region: 71-481 (136 amino acids)
Cellular component (GO): nucleosome
Molecular function (GO): DNA binding; structural constituent of chromatin; protein heterodimerization activity
Source: RefSeq, a predicted model, not a curated record